AUGGCCGUUCAAGCGGUCAAAGAAGCUGCUGCGAAAGAAAAUCCUGAGAUGCCAUGCCAAGAUGGCGCCAAGCAAGAGGGAGACCGCGUGGAAGAACCGGAAGAGAAGGGAGCCGUAGCACUUAAGAAUCUUGAAAUAAAGGAAAAUGCACUAAGUCAGUUGGAUGUACCAUUCAAAGUGAAAGCAGGACAUAUUGGUCAACUUAACCUACAGAUCCCAUGGCAAAAUCUUUAUACUCAACCUGUUGAAGCUGUUUUGGACGGAGUUUAUUUGCUUGUAGUGCCCACAGCCAGUAUAAAAUAUGAUGCUGAGAAGGAAGCCAGACAGCUCCUGGAAGCAAGGCAAAGAGAAUUACAAAGAAUAGAGGAAGCAAAACAGAAAAUAGCUGAUCAGGAUAAAGCAAAAGAAGAAAAGCAAGACACUUUUGUAGAAAAGUUAGUCACUCAGGUCAUCAAAAAUCUUCAAGUGAAAAUUUCCAACAUUCAUGUGCGAUAUGAAGAUGAUAUUACAAAUCGAGAGAACCCAUUGUCAUUUGGUGUUUCACUUCAGAAUCUCAGUUUGCAAACAGCAGAUCAAAAUUGGAAUCCAUGUUUACAUGAUGAAACUGCCAAGCUGUUCUAUAAGAUUGUACGACUUGAUAACUUUUUUGCCUACUGGAAUGUGAAGUCUCAGAUGUUCUACCAUGGUGGUUAUGAUGAAUCUUUGAAUAAUUUAAAGCAAGGAGUUGCCUGCCAAAAUAUGAUUCCAGAUGGUUAUGAGUUUGUAUUUCGUCCAAUUUCAGCUAAAGCCAAACUCCGUAUGAAUCCUCGAUCUGAUUUUGACUUUUCUUCACCAAAAAUGGACUUGGAUGUAAAUUUACAGGAUAUAGCCAUUGAAUUCAAUAAACCACAGUACUUCAGUGUUAUGGAGCUCCUUGAGUCCAUUGAUAUGAUGACCCGAAACCUACCAUACAGGAAAUACAGGCCUGAUGUUCCUUUGCACAACAAUGCCAAGGCAUGGUGGAAAUACAUUAUUUACAGUGUCCUUGAAGUAAAUGUCCAACCUAAGCUUAAUGUGUGGUCAUGGGAACACAUUCAGCAUCACAGAAAACAAGUGAGGAAUUACAAAGAGAUGUAUAAAAUGAAGAUAACAUCAAAGAAACCCAAUGAAGAGACUUUAAAAUUUUUGGAAGAAUUUGAAAAGACAUUGGACAUCUUUAAUAUCACAUUAGCCAGACAGCAGGCAGAAGUUGAGGCAACCAAAGCUGGAUUAAAGAUUUACAGACCAGGGGUGAAACAAGAUGAAGAUAGUUCUGGUGGCUGGUUUGGCUGGAUAUGGGGCUGGUCAGGGGAAAAAGAAGAUGAAAAGAAGCAACAGGCAAAGGGCGCAAGUCUUGAAGAACUGAUGACACUUGAAGAAAAGGCUAAACUCUAUGCAGCAAUUGGAUAUAGUGAAACAACUGUUGAUCCUACACUGCCCAAGUCAUAUGAAGCCAUGAGGCUCUCUGUAAAGCUGUUAAGCAUGUCCAUAUCAAUAAGGGAAAACCAGGAGAAACCCGAGUUGAUAAAAUUUGCAUUAAUUGACCUGAGUACAAUGUUCACACAACGACCAGGUGCACAGGCAAUAAGAUUUGAAACAAAAAUAAACUCAUUCGAAGUUAUGGGCAUGUCUCGAGAAAAAUGUAUACCCUGUCUACUAUCUUCUCGAACAGUCUGUUCAGAAAACAAUACAUCACUCUUGAGCAUAAUGUUUGAGACCAACCCCUUAGAUGAGAAAGCUGAUCAAAAAAUCAGAGUAGAAGCACAGCCAUUGGAAAUAAUAUAUGAUGCAAGGACUGUGAAUAGCUUAGUGGACUUUUUUAGACCUCCAAAAGAUGUACAUUUAGAGCAACUGACCUCUGCAACUUUGAUGAAGCUUGAAGAAUUUCGUGAGAAGACAUCAACAGGAUUGUUAUAUGUUAUUGAAACACAGAAAGUUCUUGAUUUAAACAUUAACUUAAUGGCAUCAUAUAUCAUCGUUCCCCAAAAUGGUUUUUAUGAAUCUACAUCAAAUUUACUACUUCUGGAUCUUGGUAAUCUUAAGAUGACAAGUAAAAGUCGUUCUGACCUAUCAAAUCUCAAAGUAGGCCAAAACACUAUUGAAAACAUAAUGUCAAGAGCCUAUGAUGUAUUUGAUAUUCAGCUAAGCAGUAUACAGCUACUUUAUAGCAAACAUCAUGAAAAGUGGCAGGAGGCUCGUAAGCUAAAAUGUUCGUCUCAACAUAUCUUGCAGCCAAUGGAUUUGAAAGUGGAAUUUAGCAGAGCUAUGGUUGUCUCUGAUGCAAGAAUGCCCAAAUUCAAAAUUUCUGGACAGCUGCCUUUACUCUCUGUCCAAAUAUCAGACAAGAAACUGACUGGUAUCUUGGAGUUAAUUGACAGCAUUCCUAAAACAGAAAGUGCUCCUGCCACAGCUUCUCCUCCAAAAAUGUCCCAGAUUCAGGUGUCACCAGUGCUUUCAACACAGGUGUCACAAAAUGUCCUUCCUGUUUUGGAUCUUCACUCAUUACCUGAAUCAGAAUCCGAAGAAGAAUUUUAUGAUGCUCCAAGUAGUCCUGUAGAAGACAUGCCAUUUUUUGAAGCAUCAUCUGGCUCCCUCACCAGAGCGAACAGCACGAGAAAAAAAAAGUUACAUAAGCAAGAAUCACUGAAGAAUAUGACAGACCUUCAAUUGAAAUUUGAAAUACCUGAGGUCUUAAUUCAGUUGCGUCGUCUUGAUGAUGAUGAUGAUGAUACUCAAAAGCCUGUGUUGCAGCUAAAAGUUAUAGGAUUAGGCACUGAACUUAAACUAAGAACGUUUGAUAUGUCUGCACAUGCUUUUCUUAGAGAAGUCUGUCUGUUAUGUCCAGAGUACAUAGAUGACAAUGACAAACCUGUGUAUAUCAUUACAACUUUGGAUAACACAGAGGAUGAUCUUCUUACACUGGAGUACAUAAAGACUGAUAUUAAUGGACCAGAGCUGAAAACUACUUAUAAGAAUGUUCUACAGUUGUUAAAGGUGAAUUUCUCUUCCUUGGAUGUUCAUUUGCAUACUGAAGCACUUCUGAAUGCUAUGAAUUACCUAAGUAAUCUUUUACCAAAGCAAGAGACUAAAGUAACAGACGAACUAGCUCAAGAAAAAGAGGAGGAGAAAAAAGAUGUCCUUAAGAAAUUAAAGUCAAAAAAAUCCAAAUAUGAGGAUGUUGUGGAUCUCCAUAUCUGUGCAGAUUUAUCCUGUUUACGGGUUUUUAUUAGAGAACAAAAACACAGGAUAUCUGAAAUUCACAUUGAAGGUCUGGACAGCCAAGUGGUCAUGAGAAAAGCAGCUACUGAAGUGAUUGCAAAAUUAAAGAACAUAAGUAUUAUGGAUUCUGAUGAGAAGGCAUUGUAUAAAAAGGCUGUUUAUAUCACAGGCGAAGAAGUCUUCAGUUUUAAAAUGGUGUCUUAUAUGGAUGCUACAGAUGGUGGUGCCUAUGUAGAUAUGAAUGUUUUUGACAGCCAGGUUUACUUAACUGUUGGCUGCAUUCAAGUUGUUUUUGUCAACAAGUUUGUUUCAUCUAUAUUGGCUUUUAUAAACAACUUUCAAGCUGCUAAGGAAGCUGUUACUGAAGCAACUGUUCAAGCAGCAGAGAAAGCAGCUACAGGUGUGAAAGAAUUGGCACAAAGGUGUUCCCGAAUGGCAUUGGAUGUCAAUAUUAAAGCACCCGUAGUCAUAGUGCCACAGUCAGCUGUGUCGACUAAUGUUUUGGUUGCUGAUUUUGGUCGUAUCACCGUAAGGAACAAGUUCUUCAUUGCUAAAACAAAACUACAAUGUGCCCUUCCACCUGUUGUUGACUCAAUGACAGUGAAUUUGAGUGAACUAAAGCUGUACAGGUCAUCAUUUGAGAGAGGUUCACUGCAAACUGAAAUACAGCUAUUGCAGCCUGUAAAUCUUGAAAUUGUUGUUGAACGAAAUUUAGCUGCUGCUUGGUAUACUGAGAUUCCUGAUAUAGCAAUAUCUGGACGGCUCAAGCCUAUGAAUCUAAUUCUCAGUCAAGAAGACACAGCCACUAUAUUAAGGACACUGAAUGAAAAUUUAUGGGACAAUUCUGGUACACCACCUCCUUUGCCAGAAUCAAAAGAUACAAAUAGCAACUAUAGUGAUGCACUCAGUACUUCUCAGCACUCUGCAGGAGUAACUGUGGUGACAUCUGCUGUAGUGGAAUUGCAUUCACCUGUUAAAGCUAAAACAACUCUAAAAUUGGACUUCCAAUUUGAUUGUCUGACUUUGGUACUGUAUAGUCCAAACUCUAAACAGGUUUCAGUUUUGAAUCAAAGAGAUGAUAAUUUAAAACUCGCAGAGUUUAAAUUGGUCUUGAUUUCAGCUGCUGUCAAAAUGCUAUCUGAUGGUUCAAUGAAUGCUUUAGUCAAAUUAGCAAACUGCACAUUAGAUGAUAAACGUCUGACAGUCCAGAAGGCAACUCCAAGAAUGGUGGAAAUGAAACAUGGAUCUGAAAAGAAAGACAUGGUGGAUAUAAACUACAAGCAGGGGAGAGAUGGCACUGUUCUCAAUACCAUUGUUCAAGAGAUAUACCUCUGUGCAAGUAUGGAAUUUCUACUUACUGUUGCAGAUGUAUUCCUAAAGGCUAAUGAGGAAAGUGCUGCAGCUCAGAAAACUGUCAAACAAUCUUUAGCUGUAAAGGAAUCUGUAGCUGUAAAGGAACAAGCAUCUGUGCAACCAGUAUCGACAAUGGAAAUUAAUGUUGUUGUUAAAAAUCCAGAGAUUGUGUUUGUGGCUGAUUUAACAAGAAGUGAGGCUCGUUCAUUAGUACUUACAACACAGUGUGAAAUCUUCAUUAAAAAUUCCCCUCAGUUAUAUAAAAUGACAGCUGCUGUUAAAGAGAUGCAAAUGAAAGCAUGCCCCUUUCUUCCAGAAAAAAGAAAAGGGAAUAUUACUACGGUAUUGCAACCUUGUGAUCUCUUCUUUGAAAUGCUGCAGUCAGGUACUAAUCCACAAAUGAUCGAAGUGUCAAUUAAAUCCCUAACAGUAAAGGUUUCACCAAUUAUCAUAAAUACAGUGAUGACUAUUAUGUCAGCCUUUUCUCCAACGGCAGAGACUGCACAGGAAGAGAUUAGUCCAGUUCCUCCAGACUUGUGGGAUAAGAAAGAUGUAAAAAAUCUAAAACUGUGGUUUCUUGAAGAGUCAAGUAAAAAUGAAAAUACAGAUACACUAGCAGAGUUGGUUCCUACAGGAGAGACCUUACACAUGGAAAUUGCAUCAGUCAUCAUAACUCUUGAAGCUGGGGUGGGUCACAGAACAGUACCUAUGCUUCUGGCAAAAUCAGCAUUUUCUGGUGAGGUCAAAAACUGGAGUACCCUCAUCAACCUUCAUUCCCAGCUUGAACUAGAGGUACAUUACUUUAAUGAGAUGUUUGGUGUGUGGGAACCUUUGCUUGAACCACUAGAAAUUGAAAAGAGUGAUGAUUUCAAACCGUGGACUCUUGGAAUCAAGGUGAAAAAGAAGGCUAAAAAAGCACUAGUUGAGUCAGAUGCGGAGGAAGAACAGUACAAGGUGCCAGAAUAUAAAACAGCAAUAAACAUCUCCUCAAAAGACCAGCUGAACAUUACACUAUCCAAAUGUGGACUACUGAUGUUGAAUAACUUGGGCACGGCAUUUGCCGAAGCAGCUAGCCAAACUUCAGAUAUCUUCAAAAAAGAUCGAGCGCCAUUUGUAGUAAUGAAUUCUUUAGGACUUCCCAUCACUGUAUCGCCCAGUGAUGCCUUUAGUGUGAUAAAUGAUAAAUCUGGAGGAAAAUCUUUUCAGUUAAAAGAUGGAGAAAGUCUAAAUAUGGACUAUCUCAGAACCAAAAGUGAGAGUGACCAGUUCACAGCAAUGACUACCCUAAGCAGCAAAAGGUUUUACAUUCAACUUAGUCCUCAUAGUCACUCCACAGCUGAUAAGAUUCCAUUGACAAAAGUGGGCCGAUUUCUUUACAGAGUAAGACAUGAAGGAUCUGGUGUUGAAAGGUUCAUUGUUUGUCAGAUUGAUACUAUUGAAGGAAGUAAGAUGAUAACUGUACGUUCACCUGUGCAGAUAAGGAAUCAUUUUUCUGUUCCACUGAGUAUUUUUGAAGAAGGAAGAUGUCUAGGAACUGCUUCACCUAAAAAUGAAUUCAGCAUACCAUUGACCUCUUAUAGGUCCGUACUUAGUUUGCAACCUGUAACUGAUGAAAAUGGAGUGGGAGGAGAAUAUGAAAUGUGUGAAGGAAUUAGCUUUGAUGAAAUUAUGAAAAAUGUCGACAGCCUGUUACAGAGGAAAUGCCAGCCUGUGAAGUCUGCUAGCCAUUCAUUUAUCAUUAAUAUUGUGCCAACAAAAGAUACCUUGUCAUCUUCAGAAUGUGGGGAUGUUCAAUGGGAUUUCCCAUAUGUUGUUCAUUUAUGGCCUUCUGUUCUUCUUCACAAUCUUCUCCCUUAUCAAAUGACUUAUUCUCUAGAGGGAGAUGGCAACACAGGUGUUAUCCUAGAAGAUGGUUGCUCAGCUCAGAUUCAUAAUGCAGUAUUGGAUCAGACCAAGCUGGAAUUGCAAUUACAUAAUUAUCUUGAUCAAAACUGGAGAAGCGAAUACCAGAUAAGAACUACCCAGCAAGAAAUUGGCUUUAUCACCUUCUCUUCUGUCACUGAACUGGAUAAGACAGAAUUGGAUAUUGCUGUCCAUGUGACCUACACAGUUGGACAGAUGGUUAUAGCAGUUCACUGUCCGUAUUGGAUGGUAAAUAAAACUGGCCGAAUGUUGCAAUACAAAGCUGAUGGUAUUCAUCGCAAGCAUCCUCCAGACUACAAAAAGCCACUUCUUUUUUCUUUCCAACCUAAAAACUUCUUCCAAAACAACAAGGUUCAGCUUAUGGUGACUGACAGUGACCUGUCUGAUCAGUUUUCACUUGAUACUGUUGGCAGUCAUGGUUCUGUUAAAUGCAAGAGUCAUAAAAGAGAGUUUCAAGUUGGUGUCACUAUAGAUAAUAGUAGCUUUAACAUUACCAGAAUUGUGACAUUCACUCCCUUUUUCAUGAUCACAAACAGAAGCAAAUAUACUCUAGAAGUAGCUGAAGACGGCAAGGAAAAAUGGAUUCCUAUCACUUUGCAACAGUGUAUUCCUUUUUGGCCUGAGAAUGAUGCAAAUAAGCUGCUUGUUAGAGUUGAAAACUCUGACAUUCCACCAAAGAAGAUACAUUUUAAUAAGCAAGAGAACUGUACAUUGAUGCAUUUAGACAACGAGCUUGGAGGCCUCAUAGUGGAUGUAAACAUGACUGAACAUUCUACAGUGAUUAUUUUCUCGGACUACCAUGAUGGUGCAGCUCCCUUCCUGUUGAUUAACCAUACCAAAAAUGAAAUUAUUGAAUAUGGCCAGAGUUCUCUCAGUAUGAUGGAAGACAGUCUUCAGCCAAAUAAAGCAGUGUUGUACACGUGGGCUGAGCCAGUAGGCUCUAGGGUAUUGAAAUGGAAAUGUGGAAGGGAGAAAGGAGAAGUAUCUCAGAAGGAAGACAAGAUGACACCUUUUAUUAUGGAUGAUAAAAGGAUAAUUUAUUUAGUCUCAUUUUUUGAAGGCUUACAACGUAUUAUCCUAUUCACUGAAGAUGAGAAUGUGUUCAGACUAACAUAUGAAAGUGUAAAAGCAGAACUGGCAGAACAGGAAAUUGUUAUAUCAUUGCAAGAUAUUGGAAUUUCUUUGGUCAAUAAUUAUGCAAAGCAAGAAGUGUCUUACAUUGGAAUUACAAGUUCUGAUAUAGUUUGGGAGACAAAACCUAAGAAGAAAUCUAGGUGGAAACCAAUGAGCAUCAAGCAAACAGAGAAGUUAGAGCAAGAAUUUAAAGAAUACUCUGAGCAAUCCCCUUCAGAAAAUAAGAAUGUUGAACUGGAAUCAAAUGUUUCGGUCUGUUUAACACCUAAUGGCAGUAACAUGAAAAUCCAACAGCCAAAUGAAAUUCCCAUAAGAAGAAAUUAUCUCCCUGCUUUAAAGGUAGAAUAUAGUACAUCUGCACAUCAGAAGUCCUUCAGAAUCCAGGUUUACAGAAUACAGAUACAAAACCAGAUUCCUGGAGCCAUAUUUCCCUUUGUGUUUUAUCCUAUUAAACCUCCAAAGUCCGUCACUCUGGAUUCAGCACCAAAGCCAUUUACUGAUAUCAGUAUUGUCAUGAGGACUGCAGGCCAUUCUCAGAUAUCACAUAUUAAGUACUUUAAGGUACUGAUUCAAGAAAUGGAUCUCAGAUUAGACCUUGGGUUCCUAUUUGCAUUGCUUGAUCUCUUUACACAGGCGGAUAUGCCCAAAGAUGAAGAGGUUACGCUUUUCAAAAAGGAUGUAGAAUCUCUCCACGAAGAAUUAAUGAGUGUGUCAUCAAUGGAUACAUCACAAAUCAGCUUGUAUGAAUACUUUCAUAUCUCUCCAAUCAAGUUACAUUUAAGUUUUUCACUCAGCACUGGUGGAGAAGAUGGCAACAAAGAAGAAAGACAAACUGAACUAAUUCCAGUUCAAUCUUUGAAUCUCCUGCUGAAGAGUAUUGGUGCCACACUCACAGAUGUACAAGAUGUUGUCUUUAAGUUGGCUUUCUUUGAACUCAACUAUCACUUCUGUACAACCACACAGCUACAAUCAGCAGUUAUAAGACAUUAUUCAAAACAGGCUAUUAAACAAAUGUAUGUUCUUAUACUUGGCCUUGAUGUUUUGGGUAAUCCAUUUGGCUUCAUUAGAGGUUUGUCUGAAGGAGUAGAAGCAUUCUUCUACGAACCAUACCAGGGAGCCAUCCAGGGUCCUGAAGAAUUUAUUGAGGGAAUGGCACUAGGACUUAAAGCACUAGUAGGCGGAGCUGUUGGUGGAUUAGCUGGUGCUGCAUCCAGGAUUACUAGUGCUAUGGCUAAAGGAGUGGCAGCAAUAACCAUGGAUGAAGACUACCAACAGAAGAGAAGGGAAGCCAUGAAUAAACAACCUACUGGCCUCAGAGAAGGCAUUACUCGUGGAGGGAAAGGCUUAGUAUCUGGCUUUGUUAGUGGCAUAACAGGAAUAGUGACAAAACCAAUAAGAGGAGCCCAGAAAGAAGGAGCAGCUGGCUUUUUCAAAGGUGUUGGGAAAGGUUUAGUGGGAGCAGUAGCAAGGCCCACUGGAGGAAUCAUAGACAUGGCUAGCAGCACAUUUCAGGGCAUUAAAAGAGUUACAGAUUCUUCUGAUGAUGUGACAAGUCUGCGUCCGCCUCGUUUCUUUGGUGAGGAUGGAGUUAUUAGGCCUUACAGAUUAAGGGAUGGGACCGGAAGUCAAAUGUUACAGAAAAUUGAAAAUGGAAGAUUUGCAAAGCUCAGAUAUAUUGCACAUGCAAUGGUGAAUAACACAGAUUUGUUAAUGGUAACAAAAAGUGGUGUUUUGUUUGUGACAAAAGGAACAUUUGGACAGCUGACGUGUGAGUGGCAGUAUACUUAUGAUGAGUUUACAAAAGAGCCAUUCAUUGUUGAUGGAAGAAGAUUACGUAUCGAAGCCAAGGAACGGGUUAAAUCUGUAUUUCAUGCCAAAGAGUUUGGAAAAAUAAUUAAUUUUAGAACACCGGAGGAUGCCAAGUGGAUCCUUUCUAAAUUGGAAGAAGUGAGAGAGAAUCAUCCAAAAUUGUAAUACUCCAAGAAUCGUCCAGAUUUGGACAAUCUGAAAGGCAGUUCUGGCUGUUACCUUUUAAUUCCUGUAUAACAUGUGAAACUGAGUAUCAGCAAAAAGGAAGAAAGGGGUGGGGGGGAAUUAUAAAGAUUUUACUAUAAUAGCUUCAGUUUGCCAAUAUAAUAUAUUAUUGUAAUCAAGUUUUACUUUCAUAAACAGUUACUGUCAGGUAAUUCUAGUGAUCAAAAAAGUUUCUACUGACUUUUGGCUUGUUGGGGCUUUUAUACAUAAGAAUUCUAAGUAUGAGAUUCUUUAAAAAUACACUGUAUAGUGAAGGUGUUUUACCUUUGAUUCUUUCAUGUCUGCAAUAGUGUCUGAGCUCUGGAACAAUCCUUAUGAUUUUAUGUGGAACACUACCUUCUGGUGGUGAUCAGAUUCCCAAAAUCAAAUUCUAGUUCUCCAUCCAAUUUUCACACGGAUUUCAGCCACCCUGCUGUAUCAACAUUUAUUGACAUUCAAAUGACCUUAUCAGGGAACAGAUGGACAUAUCCAGCACCAGUCCUUCAGCAAAAAGAAAAUUAAGAAUGACAGUGCUGACCAGAAGUGUGCAAUUUAGAUAUUUAAUUCUAGAGAAGCUUUUUAUUAAUAAAUAUAAUGGAAUUAUUUUCUUUACUUUUUGUAUAUAAAUGAACAGUUGGUGAUAAAUUUAAAAUAUAGUACCACUUUUAGUGUAAAGAUUUUUAUAUGCUGCUCAAAUUAGCAAAUUGCCUCAAACUCAUAUCUUGCUAGUCAUAGAAAAUCGCAUGUUAGUUGACCAACAGAGGUGAUGAUCUGGAGAGGAGAGAGGCUACAUCUGUGCAAUAAUGUUAUAAGUAUGCCCUUUACUUUAACUACAUCAGAUUAUCAAUGGACUUGCAACAGAAAUACCAGCGGGUGUCACUGAGUUCUAAGAGCACUGUUUCAUGUCUAACUAUCCCUUGGAUUAUGCAGUAGCUCAUGAAAAGCAACCUAGUAAAUUCCAGAAGACGAGAGCGCCAAUCAGAUUUUAUGUUCAAAUUGUAUUUCUAUUAAAAUAAUUUACUACGGUAAUAGUAAUUACUACUUCACAUUUGCCAUUUUCAGCCUUAAUGCAACUAAUGAAACUGUUUCUGUUAAACAUUUCGUAUUCAGCUGGAAUAAAUAUGAGGCAGUAGGACAUUAUUAAAGAGAGCCUGCGAUGAUGUCAUAUUA
Messenger RNA from Alligator sinensis (Chinese alligator), 10830 nucleotides. RefSeq names its product vacuolar protein sorting 13 homolog A (gene VPS13A). The transcript is spliced from 72 exons. The coding region runs from base 1 to 9621 and encodes 3206 amino acids. Lineage: Eukaryota; Metazoa; Chordata; Crocodylia; Alligatoridae. The record is from RefSeq and is a predicted model, not a curated record. Gene Ontology annotation, biological process: protein retention in Golgi apparatus; autophagy; protein targeting to vacuole. Gene Ontology annotation, cellular component: extrinsic component of membrane.